CGCGGGGAAGUCACAAAACAUGCACAUCUAAACUUUGUCAAGAGCUUCUGAUCAAACAAGUCCAAAAUGUCGUCCUCUCCAACUCCCUCAGAGCGCGAGGCCGCCGACAAGAUCACCGCCGCUCGCGAAGCCGAGGAGCAGGCUAGACUUCCUUACAAAUGGAUGCAGACGAUUCAGGACGUCGAUCUCACUGCUCAAGUUCCUGGAAAUCUGAAGGCUCGCGACUUUGACAUCAAGAUCACAAAGGACCACUUGCGCGUUGCUAUCAAGGGCCAAGACCCCAUCAUUGAUGGCCGUCUCCCCCAUCCCAUCUACGUCGACGAGUCUACCUGGACUCUGGAAACUACCCCCUCUGGCAAGGAACUCGCCGUCCACCUCGACAAGGUCAACAAAAUGGAGUGGUGGGCACACGUCGUCGAGACCGCUCCCAAGAUCGAUACCUCCAAGAUUGCUCCUGAAAACAGCAAGCUCAGCGACCUCGACGGCAACACCAGAUCCAUGGUCGAGAAGAUGAUGUACGACCAGAAGCAGAAGGAGAUGGGUCUACCCAGUUCGGACGAGCAGAAGAAGCAGGAAAUGCUUGAGAAAUUCAUGGCUCAGCACCCCGAGAUGGACUUCUCCAACGCCAAGAUGUCACCAUAAUACCCUCCACAGUAUUGCACUUCACAUACGCGACUGGCUUUGUGUGCAUGACAUUGAGCUGAAAAUGUUUAACAUCAAUGAGAAACGGACAACCUUAC
Aureobasidium subglaciale EXF-2481 is the source of this 740-nucleotide messenger RNA. RefSeq lists its product as uncharacterized. Bases 67 to 642 code for a protein of 191 amino acids. NCBI's taxonomy places the organism in Eukaryota, Fungi, Ascomycota, Dothideomycetes, Dothideales, Saccotheciaceae. The transcript is spliced from 3 exons. Gene Ontology annotation, biological process: protein folding. Gene Ontology annotation, cellular component: cytoplasm. The record is from RefSeq and is a predicted model, not a curated record.